Spea bombifrons (plains spadefoot toad) is the source of this 2599-nucleotide messenger RNA. RefSeq names its product excitatory amino acid transporter 1-like. The record is from RefSeq and is a predicted model, not a curated record. Bases 224 to 1924 code for a protein of 566 amino acids. Gene Ontology annotation, molecular function: L-glutamate transmembrane transporter activity; neutral L-amino acid transmembrane transporter activity; glutamate:sodium symporter activity. Gene Ontology annotation, cellular component: plasma membrane. The transcript has 12 exons. Gene Ontology annotation, biological process: L-glutamate transmembrane transport. NCBI's taxonomy places the organism in Eukaryota, Metazoa, Chordata, Amphibia, Anura, Pelobatidae.
GGUAUCCAUAUGGUCUGGGCUCCUUUUACACAACAUUGGGCAGCAUGGGCUGGUUGAUGAGAUCUCUUGAUCAGCCUGAGAAGUGAAAAAAUGAAUUGAGCUCCAGAAAGUCACAAACCCUUCCCACAAGAAGAGUGGAAGUCAGAACAGUUAAGAGUUAAGGUAGCAUUACAGAGAGCAUCUUUAUCAAGCUUUAUUUCCUGGACCAUUGUACAGUUUGAUCAUGAGUGAGAAAGAUGCUAAUGCUGAUAGCCUGUUCCUGAAGGAAGACUCUGAUAAAGGUCUGAACCCUGAGGGGAGAAUGCACAGCUGGCAGCAUGCCAUGCAGAAGAGAGCAUCGCGUGCAGGCAAGCACAUCCGUGAGAUGACCUUGGGUAGUUUUCGUGGAUUUCUGUGCCGGAAUGCCUUCGUGAUAUUGACCAUUGCAGCUGUAGUCCUAGGUAUUGUGUUGGCCUUCGUUUUGCGACCCUAUAAAAUGACAUAUCGGCAGAUUAAGUACUUCUCCUUUCCGGGGGAACUACUAAUGAGGAUGCUACAGAUGCUAGUUUUGCCCCUCAUUGUGUCCAGCUUGGUGACUGGUAUGGCUGCUUUGGAUAGCAAGGCAUCAGGCAAGAUGGGCAUGCGUGCAGUGGUAUAUUACACAGUGACCACCUUUAUAGCGGUCUUCAUUGGCAUUGUCAUGGUGAUCAUCAUCCAUCCAGGAAAAGGAACCAAGGAGAACAUGGCUGCGCAGGGAAAAAUUGAGAGGGUACAAGCAACUGAUGCCAUUUUAGACCUAAUCAGAAAUAUGUUUCCUCCAAAUUUGGUGGAAGCCUGCUUCAAACAGUACAAAACUCAGUAUGGCACAAGGAUGUAUAAAGUGCCCAUCCCUAGUGACAAUAACUCCACAAAUCACACAGAAGAGCUAACUGCUCCAAUUAAUGUCAGUGACAUCCUGGAGAAUGUGACUCGAGCAAUGGGAAAGCUGCAGGAAAUGAUGAAUGUAGAAGAAGUGGUACCUAUAUCAGGCUCAGCUAAUGGUGUCAAUGCCUUAGGCCUGGUGGUCUUCUCUAUGUGCUUUGGGUUGGUGAUUGGAAAAAUGAAAGAACAGGGAAGAGCACUUAAGGAGUUUUUUGACUGCCUCAAUGAAGCUAUUAUGAGACUGGUGGCAAUUAUCAUAUGGUAUGCCCCUAUUGGAAUUCUUUUCCUGAUAUCUGGAAAGAUCUUGGAGAUGGAUGACCUGAUGGUGAUGGGGGGACAGCUGGGGAUGUAUACGAUCACAGUCAUCAUAGGGCUUCUAAUACAUGCUCUAGUUGUCCUUCCCUUAUUAUUUUUCAUUGUCACCCGCAGAAACCCUUGGCCGUUCAUUGGAGGGCUACUACAGGCCCUUAUCACAGCUCUCGGAACAUCAUCAAGCUCCGCAACACUCCCCAUAACCUUUAAGUGCUUGGAAGAGAACAAUGGUGUGGAUAAGCGUAUCACCAGGUUUGUGCUUCCUGUUGGAGCAACUAUUAACAUGGAUGGAACAGCACUAUAUGAGGCACUGGCUGCCAUCUUCAUUGCACAAGUAAACAACUAUGAGCUGAAUUUUGGGCAGAUCCUAACCAUUAGUAUAACAGCAACAGCUGCUAGCAUUGGAGCAGCUGGAAUCCCUCAGGCUGGCCUGGUUACCAUGGUGAUUGUCUUGACAUCAGUGGGCCUGCCUACGGAGGAUAUAACUCUUAUUAUCGCUGUUGAUUGGUUCUUAGAUCGUCUCCGAACGACUACCAAUGUCCUUGGUGAUUCGUUAGGGGCUGGUAUUGUCGAGCACCUGUCUAGACAUGAGCUUCAGAAGCGAGAUGCUGAGCUAGGGAACUCUGUCCUAGAGGAGAGUGAGAAGCCAUAUCAGCUGAUCUACCCAGAGAAUGAUAUACAGAAACACCCCAAUAGUGAGACAUCCAUGUGACUUAACGUUUGUGGGCUCCUGUGCAAAUGGCAACAGUACAUAGAAUGUCUCUGUAUUCAUCAUUUGGAGCCAUCUCUCCAUGUAUUUGACUGCAAUGGAUGCUGAUGAAGGAAGCCCUGUAAUUGAUUGGCAAUUAGAUGGAACCCUCUUCCCGAACCAUACUAAACAAAAACACAUGAACACUGGCAUAAUAAAGGGCGGUACAGUGCAUCUCUCUCUAAAAACCUGGAAACAGGACAACUCAUUAAUUCAUUAACCUCUUUACCACAACUGGCAGCAAAAGCAGUUGGAAUACUUUUUAAUCCAAGACUUAUUGUGGGAAUAGGUGUGAAACUGAAUACGAUUUAUAGGAAAUCGCAAAGGAAGCACCAUAGUACACAAGGGUAAUGACAAGGUUUCUUCUUGUGUUUGUUGUGCAUCAGGACCUUAUUUAAAAUAUAUUUAAAUUUCCCAUGGAAUAUGUAAAAGUGGGACAUUUCAGCUAUUUACCAUUAAAGUAACCAUUGCAUUGCUAUUCUAGCUCACAUAUUACAGUAAGGUUCUAUUUUGAUGUCAUGAAUGAUGGAAUAGUCAAGACAAGAAGUAAUAUUUAUCGGAUAUCAUCGUUAAUAAGUGAUACCUGAAGCGAAAAUGGCAGUUUGUUCACCCCUGGCACAAACAACCCAAGAAAAGAAA